Phytophthora sojae is the source of this 1479-nucleotide messenger RNA. RefSeq lists its product as hypothetical. Gene Ontology annotation, molecular function: acyltransferase activity. Gene Ontology annotation, cellular component: membrane. The transcript is spliced from 3 exons. The record is from RefSeq and is a predicted model, not a curated record. Lineage: Eukaryota; Oomycota; Peronosporomycetes; Peronosporales; Peronosporaceae. Gene Ontology annotation, biological process: lipid modification. The coding region runs from base 1 to 1479 and encodes 492 amino acids.
AUGGACCGCGUCGUGGACCUCGUGGAGCACCUGCAGCCGUACGCGGAGCUGCUGACGCCGCUGGACUUCGGCUUCCUGCACGCGCAGGUGGACACGCUGUCGGCCUCGCUGGGCCUGGGCAGCGACCAGCUGCGCUACGUGCUGUGCCUGUUCGCCGCGUACCCGCUGGCGCUCGUGUACAAGCUGCUGCCCGGCGCGUCGCUCAAGCACGUGAUGGACGUGGUGCUGGGCGUGGCCAUCGCGCAGUUCGUGCUGGGCUCGGGCUGGGUGCACUCGUUCGUGUCGUCCUUCCUGACGUACCUGCUGGUCAAGUUCGGCCCGUCGAAGCACGCGCCCGCGCUCGUGUUCCUUUUCAACAUGCUCUACAUGUCGGCAUCGCACAUCUACCGCCUGUACGUGGACUACAUGGGCUGGACGCUGGACUUCACGGGCCCGCAGAUGCUGCUGGUCAUCAAGCUCACGAGCUUCGCGUACAACUACUACGACGGCGUCGUGGACAAGACCUUCGAGAAGAAGGGCGCCGAGAUGUCCCCCGGCAAGAAGAAGGUCUUCGAGGGCCGCCAGAAGCUCGCCAUCCACGAGAUCCCGAGCCUGCUCGAGUUCUUCGGCUACGUCUACAGCUUCACCACGUUCCUGGCCGGCCCGGCCUUCGAGAUCCGCGAGUACCUGGACGUGACGAGCGGCAAGAAGUUCCAGCUGGACGGCAAGACGAAGCAGCCGUCCAGCGUGCUGGCCGCCUUCUCCAAGUUCCUUGUGGGCUCGCUGCUCAUGGCGGCGUUUGCGGUCUACGGCCCCAUGUACCCGCUGUCGAACCUGCACGACCCCAAGAUCGCCGACCUGCCGCUGCUCUUCCAGAUCCGCGACCUGUACAUCACGCUCAUCUUCUGCAAGGCCAAGUACUACUCCGCCUGGAAGAUCGCGGAGGGCGCGACUGUGCUGUGCGGCUUCGGCUUCGAGGGCUUCAACAAGGACGGCUCGAGCCGCGGCUGGAACGGCGUCAGCAACAUGGACAUCCUGGGCUUCGAGUUCUCGCAGAGCAUCCGCGCGGCGUCGCGCGCCUGGAACAAGGGCACGCAGAACUGGCUGGAGCGCUACGUGUACACGCGCACGGGCAACUCGCUGAUGGCCACGUACUUCAUCUCGGCCUUCUGGCACGGAUUCUACCCGGGCUACUACAUCUUCUUCAUGAGCCUUCCGCUUGCAACGGCCGUGAACCGCCUCGCCUUCAAGCGUCUUCGCCCGCGCUUCAUUGAGGCCGACGGCUCGUUCGGAACCAAGAAGAAAAUCUACGACGUCUUCAGCUUCCUCCUCACGCUCUUCGCCAUGCACUACUUCGUGAUGCCCUUCCAGGCCAUGUCGUGGGAGCACUCGCUCGCUUCGCUCAAGAACACGUACUUCGCCGGCCACAUCGCCGCGGUCGUGCUCUACGUCGUGUUCUCGCUCAUCCCGGCGCCCAAGCCCAAGAAGAAAACCGAGUAG